GGCCGCUCCUCCGCAAUACAAUCUGAAACUCUCUCUUCACACUGAUAUUCCACAAUGGCUACUCAGCCUCCGUUAAACUGCAAGACGACUCUGAAUGGAGCUGAGACUUGGAUACCUUGCCCCACAACGACCACUUCGAAGCAGACAACAACAACAACCACCGCCUCCACCACCACCACUACUACCACAUCACCAUCUUCUACUACUACAACUACGACUCGAUCUACUGAUACGACUUCUUCAAGUCCCACCCCAACCAAACCAGAUGGCACAACGGGCCUUCCUUCUGAUACUUCUACCAGUGUGAAGAAAACUUCUACUGCUGUCUCCAACCCAGAUUCCAGCGUUACCAGCUCUCUUCCUGCAUCUUCCCAAACGGCUUUGCCUCUUCAUCAGCAUGCAUCCCUCUCUACAGGCGCCACCGCUGGAAUCGCAGUCGGAUGUGCUGCCGCUGGUCUCAUCAUUGGCCUUCUCGCCGCCCUUCUACUGUUCCGCCGUCGAAAGGGCAAAGGAGUCACCGACAUAAGUCACGCACCCAUUCUUGUUGAGUCCAAAGAGCCUCCAUCGACUGAGAACAUCGACGGUAUUGGAUCUGUUGCUGGUAUCCGGCUGGGCCAAUUUCUCCUUGAUGGAGCUCCUGGCCAAGAAAUUGUCAGCGAGUUACAAGCUUUGAGCGAGCUCAUCCGCCAACAUGUGGAAGACUACUACACUCUUCAGCCAGUGGACGUCAGUGUCGGAUCAUUGUCGCAAUCGCUCCAAAAUCUUGGAUUAGGAUCAAGUGGCUUGGGAUUGACUGCGGAGGCAAUUGCUACUUUAUGUACCAACAGCUAUUCUCGUCAAAUUGGCCUGCGCCACGUUAUCUCGAAUGUCAUUUUUGCAAGUAUCGACUUUCACACUCGUAGCAACUUGUCAAUGCUUCCCGGGCCUGCUGCUGGGCUGCUGCAGUCUAUUCCCGGAGCUGAAUAUGGCGGUAACAACAAUCUAGCAUUCUCCCAAGCCCUUCAGACAUGGCGUCGACUGUCCGCUUUCCUCCUCCAUCAAAAUCGCAGCCAGCGAACCUCCUUGCAAGCGGACGCCUUUACAAUUGCACCUCAAGCUCAAUUAGUUACCAACUCUCUCAACAAUUUCUUGAACGCCUUUGUUAUUCCAGGACAGAACAGUCAGCAGGCAAGCCACCUUCAAGAGGUUGUGAUCGAAUGCGCAAAGCUUGGCUACGUGCUGUUCUCUCACCCGGUGGAUUGGAAGUUUAUUUUUGAAGAGUCCGGGACUAUAGUGGCCGAUGCAAAUGUAGUAGUUAUCUGCCCUGGCUUAGAAAAGUGUAGUGACCGUGAUGGAAAUCCUCUUCGGCCUCCACGAAGAGUCGCAGCCCCGGUUGAGGCAACUCUCUGAUCUGGGGAUCCACAAGAGUCUUCGGGAUUGCCGAGUCUCUUGGUACCCCAAUACUAUCCUAUUUAGAUAUCUUUAAUAACAUUAGCAUUAACACGCG
Messenger RNA from Trichoderma harzianum CBS 226.95, 1486 nucleotides. RefSeq lists its product as hypothetical. The transcript has 2 exons. The record is from RefSeq and is a predicted model, not a curated record. NCBI's taxonomy places the organism in Eukaryota, Fungi, Ascomycota, Sordariomycetes, Hypocreales, Hypocreaceae. Bases 55 to 1389 code for a protein of 444 amino acids.